Ogataea haglerorum is the source of this 2715-nucleotide messenger RNA. RefSeq lists its product as uncharacterized. Bases 1 to 2715 code for a protein of 904 amino acids. The transcript has a single exon. Gene Ontology annotation, cellular component: Pwp2p-containing subcomplex of 90S preribosome; small-subunit processome. Gene Ontology annotation, biological process: rRNA processing. Gene Ontology annotation, molecular function: protein binding. The record is from RefSeq and is a predicted model, not a curated record. NCBI's taxonomy places the organism in Eukaryota, Fungi, Ascomycota, Pichiomycetes, Pichiales, Pichiaceae.
AUGACUGUUGCAGAUUCGAUGAAACGACGGAGACUUGAAGCUUCUGGAUCCCCUGGUGCUGUGCGCAAAUCCAAGAUUUUUGCACCUUUCAGAGUCAUUGGCCACGUCUCCAACGGGACUCCCUUCGCUGUGGGAACAUUAGGCCAGUCUUUCUACAUUGCCACUGUCGUUGGCAGAUCGUUCCAGAUCUACGAUGCUGCAACCUUACACUUGCUCUUUGUGUCAUCCACCCAAACGGAAACUCCUAUUCGUUCUAUUGCAGCCCAUUUCCACUAUAUCUUUUGCUCGUAUGGAAACAAAGUCGGUAUUUUCAGACGAGGCAAAUUGGAAAAAGAGCUGUCACUACCAACUGCUGAAACCAUCAGAAAAGUGAUAAUCUUCGGUAAUUAUCUGGUCGCUUGUACGGAAUCUUCGCUUUUCGUGUUUGAGAAGAAAGAUGAAAAAUAUCCUACCGAAUACUAUGGAGAGCUUAAGGUGAACGCUCUCAAUGGCGAGAUUGUUGAUAUUGCGCAUCCGCCAACCUAUAUCAACAAAGUUGUUGUUGCUACAACUUCUCAUCUGCUCAUAUUCAACGUUAGGACUGCGAAAAUGGUGUUUCUGUCCGAAGAGUUUGUUGAUGGAAUCACUUGUAUCGAAACGGCCCCAGCAUUGGACAUUCUGGCCGUUGGAAAUGGUGUUGGCUCGUUUACUAUUUACAACCUGAAAAAGGGUAAAAUCCUUAGAACCAUAUCUACAGGAUCCAAGUCAAAGAUCACGUCGCUCUCGUUUAGAACUGAUGGGUCCCCUCAUGUGGUAUGCUCGCUCGUGAACGGAGACCUGUUCUUCUACGAUUUGGAGAAAAAGACAAGAGUUCACGUCUUGCGUAAUGCUCACAGAGAGGUCUCCGGCGGUGUUUCAAAAGUGCAGUUCCUUAACGGACAGCCAAUAUUGGUAACCACUGGCGCAGACAACAGUUUGAAGGAAUACGUGUUUGAUCCUCCUUUAUCAGACAACUCAGCUGUUGUCUCUCCCCCUAGACACCUGAGAUCCCGUGGAGGACACUCGGCUCCACCUACCUGCAUCACAUUUGGCGACUCGAAAUCGCACUUCAUCCAAUCUGCCUCCCAAGAUCGCUCCUUCUGGACAUUCUCGCUGCGUAAAGACGCUCAGUCGCAGGAGAUGUCUCAAAGACAAUCUGUCAUGAAGGACGGAAAGCGUCAGUCGGGUGUCUCCUCAACAUUCAAGGACAAAUUCCCGCCAAUCACCAUGAUAGCUCAGGAGAAUGCGAGAGAAGGAGACUGGGCCAAUAUUGUGACUGCCCACCAGGACGAAACGUUUGCACGUACUUGGGACUCUAGAAACAAGAAGGUUAGCAAACACGUUCUGGACACCAUCGAUGGUGGCAUUGUCAAGGCCGUGAACAUCACUCAAUGCGGAAACUUUGCCCUGGUUGGGUCCAGCAAUGGUGGCAUAGGAGUGUACAAUUUGCAAAGUGGAAAACUCCGCAAAAAUUACAAAUUGCACAAAAAGGCUGUCACUGGUGUUGCCGUUGACGGAAUGAAUAGGAAGAUGGUUUCAUGCGCUCUCGAUGGACUCGUUGGAUUUUACGAUUUCAGUCAAUCAAAGUUCCUGGGAAAACUGCAGCUGGACGCUCCAAUUACACAAAUGGUGUACCACAGAGGCUCUGACCUCGUUGCUUUUGCUUUGGAUGAUCUUUCCAUCGUCGUUGUCGACUCUUCGACGCAGAAAGUGGUUAGACAGCUGUUUGGCCACUCCAACAGAAUCACUGCUAUGGACUUCUCGCCUGAUGGUCGCUGGAUUGUGUCGGCGUCACUGGACUCCACUAUCAGAACCUGGGACCUGCCUACUGGUGGCUGCAUUGACGGUAUCAUGGUUCCUAACACAGUCACGUGCUUGAAGAUGUCUCCUUUGGGCGAUUAUCUUGCCACCACGCAUGUCAACGGAGUGGGUAUAUCCUUGUGGACCAACAAAGCGCAAUUCAAGCCGAUAUCCACGAAGCACGUCGAAGAAGAGGAGUUUGCAACCAUGAUGCUUCCGAAUGUGAGCGGCGAGGACGGCUCUGGUAUUCUGGAAGGUGCAUUUGCCGAAGGUGAGGAAUACAGCUCCGGAACGUACGUUUCGGUGGACCAGCUUGGUAAAGACCUAGUGACUCUUUCGCUCCACUCGCGCUCAAAGUUCAAUACCAUUAUGCAUUUGGACACGAUCAAGAAGAGAAACAAGCCUUUGGAGCCUCCGAAGAAACCAGAGUCUGCUCCUUUCUUCCUGCAGCAGACGAGUGAGGAGAAAAAGACGGAGUUGGAGUCCCAACUGAUGACGCUGGACCCUUCAGGUGCUUCGUUUGAGUCUGACUUCACCAGAUUGCUUAGAGAGGGCGCUGAUUCUGGUUACGACAAGUUUAUCGAGUAUCUUGUGGACAUGAGUCCAGCCACUCUGGAUCUGGAACUCAGGACAUUGCAGACAACAGAGCCAUUCACAGAACUCAAACGGUUUGUGGAUGCAAUCAGUCACGGGCUCAAGCAGAACAGAAACUACGAAAUUCUGGUGGCAGUUGUCUCUGUCUUUUUCAGAAUCCAUGGAGACGUGCUGUACAAUGUUCAAGGUGAGGUUGUGCAGGCUCUGGAAGAAUGGCGUUCUGUGGCCUCUCAGAUAGACGGCAAGAUGGACGAUAUGGUGAAGUACUGUUCUGCUGUGAUCAACUUCAUCACGACGACAUAA